AGGGGAGAGGAGGGCAAUAACUCAUUAGCAGAAGCUCUGUAUAUUAUGUGCAUUCUGCUAUUUGCCACAUGUUUACAAGGGAAUUUCUUCAGAGUGCAAAGAAACCCGUGAACUGCUGGAAUAAGUCUUUCCUUGAGAUGUCAGCCAAGAGCUUCAGGAUAGUCACAGUGGCUACUGUGCUUACUUUCUUCCAAAAGAUACAGCUCUCAGUGCAAGCACCGUUGAAUGUGUCAAAAUGGUCUUAUUUUGGUCCUGAUGGAGAGAAGGCCUGGCCAAAGAAAUACCCAUUUUGUGGAGGAGUAUUCCAAUCACCAAUUGAUUUCCACAAAACUAUUCUCCAGUAUGAUUCUAAUCUCUUGCCUUUAGAAUUCAUAGGCUAUAACGUGCCCUCCACUGACAAGUUUACAUUGAUCAAUAAUGGCCAUUCAGUGAAAAUGUAUCUGUCACCUGCUAUGUCCAUCAGAAACCUCCCAUUUGAAUACACCGCAUCUCAACUUCACCUGCACUGGGGAAACCAAAACAAGUCCGAAGGCUCUGAGCACACCGUUGGUGGGAAGCAUUUUGCAGCAGAGUUGCAUAUUGUACAUUACAACUCUGAGAAAUACCCAGAUAUAACAGCAGCAAUGGACAAAGCAGAUGGACUGGCUGUUUUGGCUGUUCUCCUUGAGAUUGGACCCUUCAGCCCAUCCUACGAAAAGAUCUUCAGGCACUUCCAGAAUGUGAAAUACAAGGAUCAGAAGGUCCUGGUCCCUGGAUUCAAUAUUCAAGAACUGCUUCCUGACAGACUGGAUGAGUAUUAUCGCUACAAAGGAUCCCUGACCACUCCUCCCUGCUACCCAAGCGUUCUCUGGACGGUUUUCCGACACCCUGUAAAAAUUUCUCAAGACCAGUUACUGGCACUGGAAACAGCCAUGUAUUGCACACAAAGUGAUGACCCAGAACCCCUGGAAAUGGUUGAUAACUUCAGAAAUGUUCAGGAAUUCCAUGAAAGACUGGUUUUUAUCUCCUUCCAUGAAGGUUUUGUGGUAUCUGUUGGGAUAGUCUGCAUUCUGGGAGUUCUCAUCAUUCUUGCAGUAGCGUUCUGGUUGCUAAAGAAGAAAAGCUGCAAAAAGGGAGACGGAGACAACAGAGGAGUCAUCUAGAAAUCAGGCAUGUACAAGGAGAAAGAAGACAUCUCCAAAAUUUGA
Molecule: messenger RNA, 1187 nt
Organism: Haemorhous mexicanus (house finch)
Lineage: Eukaryota; Metazoa; Chordata; Aves; Passeriformes; Fringillidae
Gene: CA12
Product: carbonic anhydrase 12
Exons: 10
Cellular component (GO): plasma membrane
Molecular function (GO): carbonate dehydratase activity; zinc ion binding
Source: RefSeq, a predicted model, not a curated record